Cantharellus anzutake is the source of this 591-nucleotide messenger RNA. RefSeq lists its product as uncharacterized. Lineage: Eukaryota; Fungi; Basidiomycota; Agaricomycetes; Cantharellales; Hydnaceae. The transcript is spliced from 3 exons. The record is from RefSeq and is a predicted model, not a curated record. Bases 1 to 591 code for a protein of 196 amino acids.
AUGCUUGACCUUCGAAUGAGACCUAGAAGGGUAGCUGGGACACCUUCUGCUCCAUGGAAGGUCAAUAGGUCUAUGCGCACUCCUGUGCCAAAACCCAUGGCUGGAAACAGCCAGCUCAGCUCCUGUCAGGCUGAGCCGUUAGAUGCACCCUUGGCAUCUAAUUCCAGUCCUAAUCAGGCUGGAGCCACACCACACCUCUCUGCAUGUGGUGAGGUCGAUACCCAGGCAGAAGGACCAUCCCUUACACCUGGGGAUGACCCCAAAGAGGUGUUGACAGGAGGUGAUCCUGUCCCAGAUGUGUUGGGUCAGCAGGCGCCAGAUCCAGUGCUGCCUAUAGACAAGCCACCCAAUGCAAACACAAAAGAUGUGCCAGAACCAGGCACAUCGACCUUGCCCCCUCCAGACCCUGGAGACCCUCCAGGCCCAUCUGCAGGGCCUGAUCCCAUAGUCAUUGAGGCUACAAACAAAAGAGUGCCUCUAGGCGCCCCAAUUGCUCCAGAACCACCCCCUCCUGAUGGAGAGGGUAUCCAACCUGAUCCUCCCAUUGCAGCUAAUGCACUCGGGACUGCCGCUCCCCCAUCCCCCACUUGA